Molecule: messenger RNA, 2107 nt
Organism: Rhipicephalus sanguineus (brown dog tick)
Lineage: Eukaryota; Metazoa; Arthropoda; Arachnida; Ixodida; Ixodidae
Product: ankyrin repeat, PH and SEC7 domain containing protein secG
Exons: 1
Coding region: 578-1996 (472 amino acids)
Molecular function (GO): protein binding
Source: RefSeq, a predicted model, not a curated record
UUAGUUGCUCUAUUUUCUGAGCGGUCAAGCACAAAUAACAUCGCUUUUCCUUUUUAUUUCAUUACUCUCCUGUCGAGUGUACUCAGUCAGCAACGAACUUCGGAUGCGACUUGCUGCCGUGCGCAUGGGGUGCGCUUAGGGACGGGCAUCCACCUGCGCUGUCUGGUGUCGUCAGCUUGCGAGGGCCGUAUCCCAAAUUUCGAGGCCGCGCUCGGAAUAACCAAAGUCGUGCGGCGCGCUUGGCAACAGACGUUGACCCUCGGCAUGGCGUCUUCCGUGAAGAAAUCACGUGGACCCGGCGUCGCUCACGUGCUGGUGCGCCGUAAACAGGAACGGGCUGUGGCCCCCCGCCAGGGGCUAUUUGCAGGAGACUCCAAGGUUGCCGCUCGCUGCAUGGUUGCCGCAAACCGCGGUCAAGAGCGAUUGGCACACCGGAAGCAACUCGGACACCCGCGGCCACGUGAGCGACGCUCUUAAAAAAGUGCCGCCCGAAAUAAGACGGUAGACCGGCUUUGCGCAGAGGCACUUCGUCCGAGACUUGGCUUAGGAACAGACCUUCUCGCAGAUCCGCCGUGCCAUGCCGACGGCACCCUGUCUCCAGACGCUUCAGCGGGAGCUGGCCGAUUCCAUCAUUCGGCUAGCACCACUCGACGAGCUGCGAAUUUUGCUUGCCUGCGGUGCCCGCGUCAACGAGCCGGUCACGCAGGGACUGCGACCGUUGCACUAUGCGGCUUACCAGCAAUACGACGAGGCCGUGCAGCUGCUGUUGGUGCGCGGAUGCGACGUGGAUGCGAUGGACGACGUCGGCUACACCGCGUUACACCUGUGCGCCGAACGGGGCUUCUUGCACACGGCUGAGACGCUGGUGCGUCAGGGCGGAGCACGCGUCUGCUUCACCAACACUACCAAACCGAUGCUGGGCAAUCCCCCGAGGGCUACGCUGGCCGACGAGCCGUUGCGGCUGGCCGUCAAGAACGGACACUACGAGUGUGCCGACAUGUUGCUACGUCACGGAGCCAAUCCGAACGCCCGUUACUUCCUGGGCGCCGAGAUAAACCUGGUGGGUCCCCUGAACGUAUCAUUCCUGGAGCUACUGUUGCGCUACGGCGCCGAGCCGGACGCCCGAGACCGCGGCGGCCUCACGCCUCUCAUGAAGGCCGCCCGGCACCCCCAUGGACUCGAAGCCGUGCAGCUGCUACUCAAGUACGGCGCUAACGCGAACGCCAUGGCGCCCGAACGCCACGAUCGCCGCACUGUCCUGCAUUACGCUGUGCUCUCCGGCAACCUGUCCAUCGUGCGGUUGCUGCUCGACAACGGUGCCAAGGCGCGCAUGGAGACCGGCUACAGGCAUCCGAGCCCGCUGGACUUCGCGAUCUUGCGCGGUGACCUGUCUGCCGUCAAGUUGCUCCUGGACGCCGGUGCGGACGUGAACGCAGGCUCGCCAAUCGUCGGUUCUCCGUUGCACCUGGCUCUGUCCGAGCGUUGUCGGGACCGGGAGGCCCUGGUACGACUACUGCUGGAGCGAGGCGCCGACCCCAACGGACUGACGUACGCCUCCGAGUCCGGCGAAAGGGGCGCGCCCCUUGUGCAGCCACCGCUGGGCGAGUACCUGUGCGGUCAGGAGGAAGAACCUCGGGGUGAGCUCAUCCGGCUACUGCUGCGCUACGGCGCGCGCGUGGUGCUACGCCCACAGACCAAGGACCCGCUGGGCAUUCUGCGCGCCGUGCGCGGGCUACGCGGCGAUGCACUGGACGCCGUGCUCGAAGCUGCAGAGGCUUGCCCGCGCGCCGCCGUCGAACGCUCGCUGCUGUUGCUAGGACCCGAAGCCAAGGACGGGCUGGUGGCUCUCGCCGCAAGGCCCCAGCCGCUCAAGCACCAGGCCAGACUUUGUGUGCGUAGGAUGCUCGGUGUGGUGGGACCCGAACUCAUCAAGAAGGUGCUGUCGCUCGACGUGCUGCCCAGCGUGCUGCGGCGGUACCUGCUCUAUGAGCUGUGACCGUCGUCGUUUGAUCCAUGUACAGUCACCACGUUAUUGUUGGGACCCACAGAGACACACAGGACGCAGUUUUGUUGAUAUAAAAGAAAAUGGUUUCUUAUUUUUGUCAUA